AUGGCUGCGUCGCUGAGUAGGGACUGCAAAUACACAGUAAGAAGCCUAGAGCUAUUGGAACUGCGAGUGCCAACACACGUGCCCAUCGGCACACGAGCGACCCUCUCCUGCCGUUGGCAACUCGGCCCCACAGACGUGUUGUAUUCCGUCAAAUGGUACAAAGACGGCAAAGAGUUUUUCCGACAUGUACCAGGGAACAGCGAGUCGAGAAGGAAAUACGCUUUGCCGGGAGUCGACGUUGAGGAGUCGAGUCCCAAUGGCGCGAACGUGACGCUGGCUCCGGCAGCGCUGGAGACCGGCGGCCGGUAUCGGUGUGAGGUGUCCGGGGAACGACCCCUGUUCCCCACGGUAUCCGAUCACUCGGACAUGAUCAUUGUUGCGUUACCCGCCUUCGGUCCAGUUAUAACCGGAUCCAGGCUGCGAUAUCACGUCGGAGACCGCGUGCAAGUGAACUGCACGUCAGGUCGGUCGCGCCCAGCCACCCGCCUGGCGUGGUACAUCAAUGGAGAGCCAGCGCCAGCAGCUGCUGUCCUCCCCCCGGAGCACCAUAAGCACGAUGACGGUUUGGAAACCACGAGCCUAGCGCUCGACUUCAAAGUGAAACCAAAGCAUUUUCGGAAGGGAGACCUAAAAUUAAAAUGCCUAGCUACAAUAGCAACAGUAUACUGGAGGAGUAACGAAGAAAGCGUACAAGGAGAAAAAAUGAAGGGGUAUGCGCGUUCGCGAGAGCUCACAGAAAGUUCUAGAGCCGACCGCGUGCAAGCAGCGGGAAACUGCGCACACACCGCCCUCUCCAUAGCAUCAAAUUUAUUAAUACUUACUUUCACAAUUAUGCACCUACCGAUUACAUAGACAACUUGACACGUUAUAUAGUUCUGGUAUCAAUUACAUAUUUCGAGUAUCCAUAUACAAUAUCCUCUGUACUCUUGUAUAGGUUCUAUGCAAUUUUAUUUGUGUCUUUCACUCGUAACCAAUUCCAAAGUUUCGUAGAAUAGUAUUUGCAGUUCAAUAGGCUUGUAAACUUAUUGUACGGAAAUAUUCGAUUGAAUUGCUGAGGAUUCUCUUACAUAUAAUAUUGGUAUUAUUAUUUAAGAAAAUCCUGCAUUAAUUGCAUUGAAAUAAAUUUGAGGAAUACGUAUCUAAAUGAUUAAGAACAUUGUACGAAAUUUUCAAAUUAAGUUUGAAACGUAAUUAAAUUGAAAAUGGUAUUUCGUGGUUGAGGCCAUGAUAACUUGAACACAUAUCAAAAUAUUUAAAUACGACGAGUAUUGUCGAAACAUCUAUUUUUUUGUAAUAUGUCUAUUUAUAACUAGCAAUACAAUAUACACAAUGAUAUUGCGAAAUUGUAAGGCCAAAGAAAAAGAAUUGAGUGGGUGUAUUAAUUAAAUUCUUCUUCAAAAAUGUCAAUUAUUUUUCUCUUUGCUUGGAAAUUAGUUCAAGCCAAUUUUCGUUUUAUAAAUAUAAUCCGUACUCGUUAACCGGUAAAAUAUUAUAAAUAAUAUUUCCAAUAAUUUUUAAAACUAGUCACUUUAUAUUCUUAUAUUAUUUAGUAAGAAAAAAUACAUGUAUACGUCAAUAUAAUUUUUAAACCUUUUUUCAUUUCAUUAGAAAAUUUAACUAUAUCGAUUCAUUAUGAAAUUAUUAUAUUAAAGGGUAACAUAAUGAACAGAGCCAGUUUAAAAUAAAAACUUAAUAUUUUAUAACCUUGUAUUGUCUACAACAUUUUUUUAUACAAAAAGUCGAGGGCGUAAUAAACCAGUAGGUAGAUAAUUAAACAAACAAUAUCUCCAAAAAGCAUUUGUAUUCAUCCAUAAGGAUGAUCGAAAUAAUUCGAUAGUUUUUCCUGAUUUUAAAAUAUACAUUCCUCUUAUGUGUUUAAUAAAUUGGGUUUGCGACAAAAGUUUAUGUUGUAUGUAAAAUACUGUAAUGCAAAGUCGCUAUUUCGGUGCUAUCAUGACACGAUUUAAAAAAGAUUUAAAAUGUCAUGCAUAUUUAAAAGCCUUUAAAGAACGUUAUAAAAAAAGUUAAACAUUUUUAUAUUGUCAAUGAAUGUAAUUUUUCCGGUCAGAAACAAGCUUAAUAAUAAACGUCAAAUUGAAAAAAAAAACGGUUAAAUUCAAUUACUGUCAAUUAAACAUAAAGUGCAGCGUAGAAAAUACUUUUAGAUUUUAAGAUCAAAAACAUUGAAGAAUUGAAAAUUUUGAACCGAGUAGGUAGUCUUUUUUUAGUGGACAGUAUUAUUAUUUUAAUGUAUUGUAACAAAUAACGAUUGUCAAAGAAAUCUUCUAUUCUGUAAAUAUUACAUUUAAGGCAAUGGUAUUAAUUGGAACGAUGAAUCCAUUCAAAGAAUAUCAAAUAUUUAGGAUAAAUUUCUGUACUUAAAUUUGACUCCAAUUUACUGCGAAUGAAGUUCUGUUACAAAGAAAUUACUUGUUAAAUAAUUGAGAUUUUAAUAAAAUUGAUAUUAUGUGAAAUGUUUAAGACGUUAGCUGGCUAUAAUAAAAUUGUGUACUUUUAAAAUAAAUUAGUUUUCGGCUUUGUGAACACACUUAUUGUCAGGUAUGUGAAAUUUAUUAAAAUUGUUCUUACAAUUUGAAACUGUUGCUUAUUGUU
Zerene cesonia (dogface butterfly) is the source of this 2613-nucleotide messenger RNA. RefSeq lists its product as uncharacterized. Bases 1 to 852 code for a protein of 283 amino acids. The record is from RefSeq and is a predicted model, not a curated record. NCBI's taxonomy places the organism in Eukaryota, Metazoa, Arthropoda, Insecta, Lepidoptera, Pieridae. The transcript has 5 exons.